AUGGCUGAUUUCAAUUACACUUUAACAAAAGAUACUGCCAAAGCAGUGCCGUUAUACCAUCAUGAGCAGGUUCCUUUCCAUUCAUUUUCUCGUUCUACUUCUGUCAGCAAUAAUACAUCAAAUGUCAAUUUAAUGAAUGCAAAUACCUCACCUUUGAUGACGAAUAAUUUGAAGCAGGAACAACAGCAGAAUCCUGUUUCCGGUGACCUUCAGGACAUCAUCUACAGCUAUCAAUCUCAACCAGAACUAUUGAGGUUGAUCCUACUAAGCAAAUUGGAAGAGGACAAACGAAGAGCCGAGGAGGCAAAAUUGAGAGCCAAGGAGCUUGAUCUGUUACUAGUUCAACAACAACAACAACAGCAGCAGCAGCAGCAACAGCCUCCCAGCCAUGAACACGACAACACAAUGGCAUUCAACAACAGCAACAACGGCAAUAUAUCCUAUCAAAAUCAAAGCUUCAACAGUAAUUCAUUCACAAUGCAUCCUACACCUCCAAUGAGUACCAAUUCAUCUACAGACGGUAGAAUGUAUCAUCACAUGCGACGCACAAGCUUAGAUGCAAUAUUAGCGUCACCAACACACUGUGCACCAACGCCUCUUUUGCAACAACAACAACAACAACAGCAGCAGCAUCAACAGCAAUCAAAUCAUAGACGAGACUCAACAUUGGGUUCCUCGUUCACUGGUAGUGCUGAUUCUGAUGAAUUUGAUGACCGAACAUUCUCCCCUAUCCCCACAUCCACAACUGCUUCUACUACUACCCCGGUCUCCGCAUCUUCAUUACUUCAAAUGGAGAGUUAUAGUUCUGCUGCUGCUGCUGUGGUCAUGUCGUCACUUCAAAACAGCAACAACAACAACAACAAGCAGCAUCCACUUUCUCCAGACUAUCAUCUUGAUGAUGAUUCGUUUACAAAUUCAUUACAGCAACAUCAUCAUCACCAUAGCCAGCGCCAAUUAGAUAACCGAUCCUUGUUGAGCACUGCUGCUGCUGCCGCCUCUGCGAGGUAUGAUUUCCCGCCUAGACCAAGAAGAAGAAGAGAAAUGCAGGCCAUUACAAAGAUUGUCGAGACAAGGGAAUAUCCAUAUGUUGAUGGCUACUUUUGGAAGAAUAACGGUAAUACAGUGCAAAAGAAGACUGGCAACAAGAGUGUUUAUUACAAGUGUUCCAACAGCAACAAGGGUUGUCCUGUGAAUAAGACAGUAACUUGGAAGGAUCAAGGUGAAUAUCUCAUCAAAUACCGCGGUGAACAUCUUUUGGACUGCAAUAAGGUCCAGCGCAUUGUUGAUGUCUAA
Mucor velutinosus is the source of this 1293-nucleotide messenger RNA. RefSeq lists its product as uncharacterized. The coding region runs from base 1 to 1293 and encodes 430 amino acids. NCBI's taxonomy places the organism in Eukaryota, Fungi, Mucoromycota, Mucoromycetes, Mucorales, Mucoraceae. Gene Ontology annotation, biological process: regulation of DNA-templated transcription. The record is from RefSeq and is a predicted model, not a curated record. Gene Ontology annotation, molecular function: DNA-binding transcription factor activity; sequence-specific DNA binding. The transcript has 3 exons.